CUCCAACUAAUUAAUCAGUGAGCUCAUCUCUGGGUCUUCUUCUUCCUCUCAAAUUGGGUACCCAAAUGGAAAUAUAUGCCGGCGCGCUUGGAUCUUGCACACCAAAUCCUGCGCUUCUUACGUCGCGCGACGGCCCGCAUUCUGUCCAUGUCAAACCGCCCUUCAUCUCUGCCAGCAGACGCCGUAAGCAGUUGCCGUCUUGGUCUUCAAACCUUUUUACUCCCCGUAACUCUGCAAGGACAUUCACGCCUACUUCCCCGGGUUAUCUUGGCAUGAUUCCUCGAAGGGCUGCUGCUGCUUCUGAUACUACUGACGAUAUGUUUGAUGAUUUGAUUGAGAAAUAUGGAGAGCUAGUAUUUAGAAGAAAUGACAACAAAACCGCAAGUGAAGAUGCUGAGGAUGAUGCUCAAAGUCUAUUGUUUGCUGUAGCAGUAGCUAAUGUCGCGAAUGACGUGAAGGCUGCUGACAUAAAAGUUCUUUUUGUGAAGCCCUUGGUUUAUUGGACUCGGUUUUUCAUCAUUGCCACUGCCAUGUCUCGUCCACAAAUUGAUGCCAUUGCGACCAAAAUAAGAGAUUUGGGUGAGAAGCAAUUCGGAAGAGUUGCAUCAGGAGAUUUAAAACCAAAUUCAUGGACUUUGCUCGACUUCGGUGACAUUGUGGUACAUAUAUUUCUGCCUGAACAAUGCCAGUUAUAUAACCUUGAAAAGUUUUAUGGCAAUGCAACACCCAUUGAUCUGCCAUUUGAAAACCAACAAUUUCAGCGUUCACAAUAUUUGCAAAAUUCGAGCCCUCAUGAAUAAUUAAUAGAUCAUCAUAAAGCCGGAUAAAGAAGAUGCUCAAGAAACUCCAAGGAAGCACUAAACAUUAGUGAAGUCUCAUGACUUUAUAGGCUGAUUUUCGCUGAUGGUGUAAAUGUGUAAAUGACAGUUUCAUGAGUUUUGAUGAAUUAUUGUGCCUUAAAAGGACCGAUGCCUAAUAUUGUAGUCUGGUGUUUAAUGCAUUAGAAUGUAUCUACAUUAACUAGCUGUGUUUUAGUUUGAUGUUUUACUUUUGUUCGUUGUUGUAAUUCUAAUUUGUUUAAUACUACGUAUAAAAUAAUUCAUUUUACCGUCAUUUUACUUGGGGCACUUUUUAUUUGACACAA
This is a messenger RNA of Cuscuta epithymum, 1144 nucleotides long. NCBI's taxonomy places the organism in Eukaryota, Viridiplantae, Streptophyta, Magnoliopsida, Solanales, Convolvulaceae. The record is from the annotation of a GenBank genome assembly.